AUGAGAGCUUAUAGAGAAGUUAUGGGCAUCCCUAGGGAGGACCUACGUAAACCUAAAAAAAUUGUAAAUAAAAGGAAAAAGAGCAAGACAGGUAUUGAAGUCACUUUUGUGACAACAUAUACCAAUCAAUACAGAAACGUCUGUGAUAUAAUCAAGAAAAAUCUUCCAAUCCUGAGAGCAGAUGAUCACCUUAAAAGGAUUUUUUCCCCAAAUACUUUAAGGACUUUCAUUGGCAUUAUGAACAGAAGCAUGGCUACUGAACCCCUUGUUCCACCAAAUCAGGAAGAAGAGGAAGAAGAAGUGAAAGAAGCAGAGAUAUACAUGAGUGUUCUGUGGCAUGCCGGAACACUGGCUGUAUCACACUACAACUCUGUAGACUGCUCUGCUCACUUCAUCCGAGAUAUUCCAGACAACAGUCAGCUAAAACUGCUCAACAGAGCAGGUCUUUCUUUCCUUCCCAGUGUUCUGCAGAUAUUCAAAAGUGAGGCCCAUCCAUCUGUGUAUAAGUUAGGUUCAGGGGUUAAAGAAGGGCUGAGUCUGUAUGGUGUUCUCAACCGCUGCAGGUCAAAGUGGGGAGAAAUCAUGAUGAGGCAAUGGAUGAUGCGGCCCACGUUAGACAGGUCUGAGCUAGCUUCUCGCCUAGAUGUCAUUGAAUUCUUCAUGCAAGCUCAAAACCAGGAGACUGCAGAGACCCUUCAGAGCUGUAUAAAGAAUAUAAAAAACAUUCCUUUGAUAUUAAAGAAUAUGACGUUAUCUCAUACCAAGGUGACUGAAUGGCAAGGAUUGUACAAGACUGUUACCAAUGCUGAUUGUAUAGGUGAUACCUGUCGCUCUCUGCCUCAGUCAGUGACUCUGUUUACCCACAUCUCUUCUACAUUCAGCAGUGACCUUCAUUACAUUGCCAGUCUCAUCAUAAAAGUGGUGGAUUUUGAGGAGAGCCUGACCGAAAAGCGUUUCUGCAUUAAACCAUAUGUGGACCCAGCUGUGGAUGAGAAAAAGCGUAGACUACAUGGGCUGUCAGAUUUUCUUACUGAUGUUGCCCGGCAAGAGCUGGAGAGCUUGGACCAUGAAAUACCAUCUUGCUGCGUAAUCUAUAUCCCUCUGAUUGGAUUCCUUCUCUCUAUUCCACGUCUCCCCUUCAUGAAAGAAAGGGAAGACUUUGAGAUUGACGGUCUGGAAUUUAUGUUUCUCUCUGAAGAUCGGUUGCACUACAAAAGUCCGCGUACCAGAGAGCUGGACUCAUUACUUGGGGACCUGCACUGUGAUAUCAGAGAUCUUGAGACGAUGGUCAUGCAUCAGCUACAGACUCUGAUCUUGGAGAAGUCUGCUGUUUUAUAUGAAGUGACUGAGUAUGUUGGGCAACUGGAUGCCCUCCUGGCCAUGGCAGCUGCAGCCCGUGAAAACGGAUACACCCGACCGUCUUACACUCUCAGCAAUACCAUUCUCAUCAAGGAUGGAAGACAUCCCCUUAUGGAAUUCUGCUCUGGAACCUUUGUCCCAAAUGGAGCUUACAGUGAAGAGAAUGAGAAGAGAAUCAAAAUCCUGACAGGACCUAACUCAUGUGGAAAGAGUGUGUAUCUGAAACAGGUUGGUCUCAUUAUCUUCAUGUCUAUGAUUGGAAGUUAUGUUCCAGCAUCUAAAGCUGAGAUUGGUCCCAUUGAUGCAAUCUUCACACGUAUCCAGUCCAGAGAGUCUGUGUCUCUUGGCUUGUCAACCUUCAUGAUCGACUUGAACCAGGUGGCAAGAGCAGUAGAUAAUGCAACAGAGAAGUCACUAGUUUUAAUUGAUGAAUUCGGUAAAGGGACCAACACGGUGGAUGGCCUCUCCCUCCUAACUGCUGUCAUCAGACACUGGAUAAAACAGGGAUCUCAUUGUCCUCACAUUUUCCUUGCAACCAACUUUCACAGUUUAAUAGAACUCAAAUUACUUCCUGAGACUCCACUACUACAGUAUCUGACCAUGGAAUGGUGUCUAGAUGGUGCAGAGCUGGUCUUGUUUUACCAGCUAAAGGAAGGGGUAUCAGGAACAAGUCAAGCCGCCAGGAUAGCAGCCUUGGCUGGGGUGCCAUCAGAUAUCAUAAAAAGAGCAACUGAGGUGUCAGAGUUGUUUCGCAGUGGAAAGCCCAUAGAGGCUCUGUAUCAGACAGAGAGGGAAGAAGAAAUGGAAAGGUGUCAGUGUAUCGUCUCCCGUUUCCUUAGUCUUGAUCUUCAGGAUCCUCAACUUGACCUCCAAAAAUAUUUGGACACUGAAGUUCUCCCCUACGCCUAG
Messenger RNA from Bombina bombina (fire-bellied toad), 2268 nucleotides. RefSeq names its product mutS homolog 5 (gene MSH5). Gene Ontology annotation, biological process: mismatch repair; chiasma assembly. Gene Ontology annotation, molecular function: ATP binding; mismatched DNA binding; ATP-dependent DNA damage sensor activity. The coding region runs from base 1 to 2268 and encodes 755 amino acids. The transcript is spliced from 20 exons. Gene Ontology annotation, cellular component: nucleus. The record is from RefSeq and is a predicted model, not a curated record. Lineage: Eukaryota; Metazoa; Chordata; Amphibia; Anura; Bombinatoridae.